Molecule: messenger RNA, 2045 nt
Organism: Elgaria multicarinata webbii
Lineage: Eukaryota; Metazoa; Chordata; Lepidosauria; Squamata; Anguidae
Exons: 11
Coding region: 1-1401 (466 amino acids)
Biological process (GO): positive regulation of cell adhesion
Cellular component (GO): external side of plasma membrane
Molecular function (GO): protein binding
Source: RefSeq, a predicted model, not a curated record
AUGCUCUUUUGCUGGUUCAGCGCCGUGAAGUUGGGGAUCAGUAGAGCCAACCCUGGGCUGAACAUGAAAUCUGCCAUUGGUUUCACAGCCAUGCUCUCCUUCUCCUUGCUGGCACACACCACAUGGGGAUUACAGUGCUCGGAGAUUCAAUAUCCCCUCGGGAAGGUGAAAUGCUGUGAUUUUUGUCCACCAGAUACAUUUUUCUUCCAUUUAGGACAGCAGCUGGCAGCACGCUGUACACUCUCGACCCAAACCAGCUGUGAGCCGUGCGAAGAGAACUACUACAACAGCGACCACACCUACUCUGAUUGUAAACGUUGCACUGUCUGUGACAAAGAUAAGGGUCUCCGAGAGGUGAAGAAAUGUACAAGGGAGUCCAAUACGGUUUGUGGGCAUCUUCUGGGAAACGCACCAGCCGGUGGAGGUGCAAAUGACAAAAGAUCUGACCCCUGUCCCAGUGGAGGAGGGAAAGAGAAUUCUGGGCCUCGGAGAAAUUGCACGUCUGAAGGCCGGAAUACCCUGCAUCCUGGGACCAGGGAAGAAAAUGCACCUUGUAAUGAGCAGCCCACCGCAUCUCUGGGACCGACAGCUGUCGCACUUUCCUCAAGCCAAAGACAGGAGCAUGGUGGGCCCACUACAAAGCCCAGUUUGACUCCUUUUAGUUUGACCACUCAGCUCAACAAACACAAACCAAAGGAGGCAGGGAAUGGGCUCUUGACGAUUUCUCUGAUCUGCGUGGGGCUGCUACUUGCCAUCGGAGGGCCAGUCCUUCUUGUGCUUUUUUGGAAGGCCAAGAAAAAGAAGGCGCUGGCAAGGACUGGAAUCUUCUCUGAGGUUCCCCAUGAGGCUGAACCUCCUAAAUCGUGCGGCGCGUGCAGUUUGGGGAAAUGCUGUGAGAACAAGAGGUGCACUCAAUGCCGGCCGUUGCCAAAAUGCCAGGAAGGGGAGGAGCUACACUGUUCAGGCACGAUUGACUUCAAGUAUUCCUGCAAGCCGUGUCCCAGCGGAACCUACUCUAACACCAAGAAAGGUUGCUGCAUCCCUUGGACAGACUGCAAGAAUCUUCCAACUCUCUUCUUGGGAAACCGAACCCAUGACACGCAGUGCGGCCAGGCCCCCGGGGUGGUAGUGAAUGUCCUUCAACCAGAAUCCGUGCUGACGACGCUCUUCAUUGUUCUGACGGCAGCGGGUAUCUUUGUCCUCGUCCUCAUGACUUUCCUCUUAAUUGUCUGCACGUGGAUGCAGAAGGAGAAAUUCCCUCUGGAGGAAGAACCUGACUCGGAGAACUCGCCUAGCGUCUUCGGGUCCCAACUCCUGCAAGCUGAUACCUCCAGCUGCCCGUUCCCGGAGGAGGAACGCGGUGACAAAAUGGCGGAAGAGAAGGCCUCGUUGACGCCCUAAGGGCCAUCGGCCAAAGGCUUCGGGGCCAAUUCGCGAACGCAUCCCUCGAUAUCGCUCUUCUUGAUGACUCUCGGACGAACUGACGAAGCACCUCCGUUACGUUGGAGGCGGAACCCCGUGUCCUUGAGGUGCGUUUGUCCAGGUUGGCUCUUCCACGUGGCUUGACGUCACUUGCUCAACGGCUGUGCAGUCUCGCCUUCCCUUGCAGAAAGGGUGGGAGAAAAAAGGUUACUGGAUUGGGGUGUCAUGGCUGUUCCAACAACCCCCGCCCCUUCCUGCAACGCACGAGGAAGACGGCGAGCUGCAUCCCUUUUCUUUUCUAGACAAGAAGCAGAGACUUCCGAUGGAAAGACGGAAAAGAUAUAUUUUUAGAUAGGCCUUGCCAGCCUUUGAUUCCAAAUAAAGAGCUAGGAGGUGGAGCCAGAGAGCAAGGAGGAGUCUGGGAGAAUCAGGUGGGCAGACCCAGAAAUGGAUCUAAGAGGGUGGAGCUUGGCGGAAGCUGGCACGUUAGGAGACGAGCGUCUCCAGAGCAUGGAAUUUACUGAUUUGUCAGAACUCCGGCCCGGUUAUGUGGCAGAGUGCAGUUUUACUGACCAGAUCAAAGAUCUGUUGUGCAUUUCCAGUGCAAUCCUAAACUUAUUAAA